Molecule: messenger RNA, 8387 nt
Organism: Microplitis mediator
Lineage: Eukaryota; Metazoa; Arthropoda; Insecta; Hymenoptera; Braconidae
Exons: 16
Coding region: 148-8073 (2641 amino acids)
Cellular component (GO): eukaryotic translation initiation factor 4F complex
Molecular function (GO): mRNA binding; translation initiation factor activity; protein binding
Source: RefSeq, a predicted model, not a curated record
CACCGCGUGAUCUAUUGUGGCGCUGGCUAUGAAGAGGAAGAAAAGCCGCUCUUAGUAAUAUUUUUGUUCAUUUUUACGCUAUUUAUUAAAGUAUUACAAUUAAAUAAGAAAAAGUAGUAGUUAAUAUACAAAAUAACAAUUUCAAAAAUGUCUCAUCAUCCAAGUUCUUACAUAAAUCAUCAUUUGCCACAUGUUGAUCAUUGCCCUCUUUACAUGAACGAAAACAACGGUCAUCAACCAUAUUUAAUACAAAAUCCUCCUGUAAAUAUAAAUAUGCCAACGACGCCAACAGUGAUGUUACCAAAUGCUGUUCCACAAAUGCAUCCAGCAUCAAAUCCUACAAUACAUCAGCCACAACAUAACAUUCAUCAACCACCUCAAGGUCAUCAGUAUGUACUCGGGUAUCCUCCUAGUCCCAUAAUGAUGUCGGCAAAUAUACAAUUUCAUUCAACGGGACAGUAUUCACCUUAUUAUCCCCCACCACUGUACGGGAGUCCACAAAAUGUUCCAAUAAAAAAUGUCAUUAAUCCAAUACCUGGUGCUCAUCAUACUCACCAUUUUCAUCAACCAGGGUUAGUGGUUCCCUCACCACCAGACGUAACAAGAUCAUCUAUAAACCAAACAAAAACGCAACAUAGUAAAAUAAAACGACCUAACGCUCUGACGAAUAUAGUUGAUCCAAAAACCGGGCGGAAUGUUGCAGAAGAUAUUUACCAGCAUGCAAAUGAAGAUAGUACCGAUAAAAUUCCGCAUCCAGAGGAUUUACAAAUAGCUGCUGAUUUUGCAUCUCGAGUUGCUAGAGUAGCAACGUCACCAGAACCUCGAACGACUACAACUGUACCUGUAUCAAGUUCACAAAGUGAUUCAUUGAACAAUCAUCCGAAAACUUGUUCACCUAAAAAUUCUCAACAUACAUCUCAAUUAAGCCAACCUCAAUAUACAAUCUCAUCAAAUAGUUUUCAAACUACUGUUUCUCAGAGCCAUCCAUCAUCUACUCCUACUCAAAAUAUCUCACAUCAACGCAGUGAUUUGCAAAAUGAUCAGUUUAAUAUUUCUACAAAUAGUAACCGGCAUGUAGUACCACCACCUAAUUAUUCACAAAAUAUUAACACAAAUAGUCAACCCCAUGGGAGUACGACUGCAAGUACUCAAUAUCAUGUUUUAUCCAUUGACCACCAACAAAUCCCCGCAACAACUAAUUGUCAUAGCAGCGUUUCACCCAGUAAAUAUCAACAGCCUAAUUAUACUAGUAGUCAACAUAAUUCAUCUGUCAGUCACCACCCAAUCAUUAUUGUAAGUAAUAGUAAUCAACAAAAUGCUCCACAAGUUCACUAUCAGCAAACUACUGCCAUAAAUUAUCAACAAAAUAAUUUACCAUCAAGUAAUCAAGCUAUUAUUUCAACUAGUCAACAUGGAGCUCCAUCAGUUAAUUAUCAACCGAUUAUCGCAACGUCUAGUCAUAGUUAUUGUGUUGCAUCUAAUAAUUAUCAACCACCUAUUACUACAAAUAGUCAACAACGUAAUUUCUCAUCAAGUAAUGAACAACUUAUUUAUACAAAUACUAACGAUCCAAUUAAUACUAGUAGUAAUCAAAAUCAUCCAUCACCAAGUAAUCAACAGCAAUCUAAUUAUAAUACAAUGCCUAGUCAGUAUCAUCUUCCACCAAAUAAUAGUCAGCAAACUAUGACUACAAGUUCUCAUCAAAGCGUUAUUUCUCAUAGUAAUCAACAUAAUACUAAUCUUCAAUCUCAGAUUAUUUCUUCACAAAGCAGAUAUCAACAUAAUAUUUCUCAAGACAAUUGUCGAUCAGUUACUGCCUCACAAAUUACGUCAACAAAUUAUCAACACAACACUCCAUUAAAUAUUUCUCAAAGUAAUGUCCCGCCAGCAAAUUUCCAACCCAUCCCUGUACAAAAUAAUUUUCAAGUUAACAUACAACAAAAUAAUCAUUCACAAAAUAAUCACGGACGUUCAAUUAUACCGAAUAGUUAUCCAAAUAUUAAUUCUCAAAAUAACAAACAAAAUUCUAAUACUCAAAGAAAUAAUCAGAAUACGUCAUUAACGUCUCAUAAUCAAAACAAACGAAAUGGAAGUUAUAAUAAACCGCCAAACAAUUCCAAUCGAAUAAUACAUACAGGAAGAGCUGCUAAUAUCGGACAACUAACAGCGCCAGUGAGUUUACAGGCUACAACUACGACCAUAUUAAAACAUACUGUAACAUCUGAAGUAGAAACGAAAUCUGAUAGUAAAGAAGAAUCUAAACUCCAUCCGCUUGGCCGAGAAGAUAUUAAACAUCAACAUCCGCAUUCCAACAUCGUUCCUGUGAUUAUUACACAUCUUCCUAGACCUUGUUAUUCAAAUAUGUUACAAUAUGGUCCACCACCACAACAACCAAGACUUGAUUAUCGUCACCAAUAUCAUCCAAGACAUCAACGUCCAUCAAAUUAUCCAAUGCGUCAUCCAAUAACCCGAGGGCCAUCGCAUCCCAGGAAUUUGGAAGGUAUUUCUAAAGAGUUACAUGCGCAACCAAAUAUUCCUAUUGUAAAAUCAACUAGCCCGUCUACGGUAGAUUCAACAAUAAGUCAAAAAGCUCUUAAGUGCAAAAUUUCUGUUGAAAAACCAAUAAAUCGUCUAGCUAAGCGCGGGGGUGAAAACGAUAAGCAGACUUCAUCAUCGAGUUUAUCAAUUGUUUCAGAAGUUGAAAAUAUUUCAGAGACCGUAGCCGAUGUAGAAUUAUCUAACAAAUUAUCCCAUGAAGUUGGUCAGCAAAAAGAUUCAGAAAAAUUUAAAACUAUUUCUGAAUCACCUCAAAAAUUAUCGCAGUGUUCAGAUAAUAAACAGCAAUCUCGGAAAAGUUCACCAGUUAAUAUACUUGCAGUUACUGCAAAACCUUCUAUAAAAUUAGAGGAAUCAAAACCUUCUGUUGAAUCAGUGAAAGAAUCAAAUUCUUUUGUUGAAUCAGAGAAGGAAUCAAUAUCUUCUCUUGAAUCAGUGAAGGAAUCAAAUUCUUUUGUUAAAUCAGAGAAGGAAUCAAAAUCUUAUCUUGAAUUAGAGAAGGAAUCAAAAUCUUCUCUUGAAUCAAAGGAGGAAUCAAAAUCUCCUAUUGAAUCAGAGAAAGAAUCAAAAUCUAUUGUUAAUUCAGAAAAGGAGUCAAAAUCUUUUGUGAAUUUAGAGAAGGAAUCAAAAUCUUCUGUUAAAUCAAAAAAGGGGUCUAAAUCUUCUGUUAAAUCAGAGAAGGAAUCAAAAUCUUCUGUUAAAUCGGAGAAAGAAUCAAAAUCUUCUGUAAAAUCAAAGAAGGAAUUGGAAGCUAGUAAACAAAAAAAACAACUAGAACAAAGAUCAAAGAAAACGCCUGUCACUGAUGUUCCUACAUCUUCACUACCAGGAAAAAAUGAGAAAAAAAAAAAGAAAACAGCACCAUCAGCAGUUGUUGAUAUUUCAACAGGACUCGCAGCCGUUAAAGUAAUUACAGAUUGUGCGAAAUCAUAUAAGAAAUCGUUAGAAAAUCCCCACCAAAAGCGUCAAACUGUAAUUAAAUACAAACAAGAAAAAUUGAGUUCCGCAAAUAUUUCUACUCCUCAAUCUUCCUGUGAUACACCUGCAAUUGAAAGUAAUAAAGAUGUUAAUGAUAAUAAUGUUUUAGAAAAGAAACCUAUAAUUAAAGAAACUUCAAUAGUACCACCAGCAACUCAACAAGAGAAUGAGUCGAACAACCAAAAGUCACAAAAAAUUUCAGUACCAAGUACUUGUGAUUUAAUAAAAUCUCGUACUUCAACAAUUGCUGUCAUUCAAAAUAAUUCUAAGCAUAUUAACAAAGAUUUAGAUGAGAGCGGAGAAUCAACAUCGUCGCAGGAGAAAUCCGAUGAAGAAGUAGAGCAUACCUCUACAAAAGUGCUUUAUUCUUCAGUUUUAUCAGGCCUUAAAUUGAAAAAUAAACCUCCACAGCUACUUGAUUAUUUGAGAAUUAAACGAGCCCAAAAUAACAUCUGUUCACCAACUGAGAAAUCAUCAAAAUCUUUACAACUUCCGAGUAAUCUGAAUCAGCAACAACAAUCAUCUUCUCAACAAAAUGCUGAAGAAAAACUUGGUACAGUAAAAAGUAAGAAAGAAGAAAAAAUUAAAAAUAAAUACCAGGAUUGGGAUGACAAUCAAAAUUGUGUCAAAAAGUAUACAGUUUCGAAUACUGAUAGAUUUUCGACUGAAUCGAAUCAAUCAGAAUUACAUCAACAAUCAUCAUUAAUCAUUUCAAAAGUGUCUCCAACUAAAAAUCAUGAACUACUUUUAGAUGAAAAUCAAAAAGCAACUUUAAAUAAUAAUCAAGAAGUAAAUUCCGAUAGUCCUCAACAAGAACCUUUAGAUAAUAUUUAUCAAGUAACUUCAGAUAAUACUAAAAAAGUACUUGUAGACAAUAAUCUAGAAGUACCUUUAGAUGAUAUUGAACAAAUAUCUGUAGUUCAAACUCAAGAAUUAUCAAGUAAAACUCAAGAUGUAUCUAUUGAUGGAUCUCAACAAAUAUUGCCAGACAAUACUCAACAGUUGUCUUUAGAUAAAGUCGAAACUGAAGUGAUCAUAAGUGAUGUAGAACGUGAAUCUAGAGAACAACACGUUCUUGAAUCUUUUUCAUUAGAAACUUUUACAUUUUUAAAUCCUAGUGUAUUUGACAAUGUAGAUGAAGAUGCAACUACUUCAUCAAUUGUAACCGACACUGCAGAAAUAGUAACAGAAGUUGUAGUUAAUCCUCAAAUAACCGAUGAAAAAAAUCAAUCAACGAGCAUAGUAAAAGAUAAUAGUCAAACUGCUAUCAUCACCAAAGAAGUUACUUUAGGUGACAAAGAUAUUGAGAUGCCUAAUAUUAUUGAUCCUAUUAUCGAUCAGACAGAAGAAAUGGAUAAACUUGUUUUGGAGAAAAAUGAAAAAAACAUACAAUUAUCAAAUAAUCAAUUGGAAUCCAGUCAGGAUGUUGUAGUCCAUAUAUUACCACUUGAUGUUUCUAGUGAUAACACCCAAAAUAAAAUUUGGGUUAAAAAAGAUCUAAUAAAAAAAAAUGAAACAACUCCGCUUAAAGAAGCUUCAAGUGAAUUAAAUGCUAAGGAUGCAUUGAAGAAAAAUCAAUACAGUCGUGAAUUUUUAAUGUCAUUGAAAAAUUCAUCUCUCAGUCAAAUCAGGCCAGCUAAUUUACCUGAUAUGGAUGUUGUAAAAACCCGACCAAAACAAAACAUUAGAGAUUCUACUCCCGUGAAUACACGAGCGUUUCCCGAGCCAUCAUUUAAACCGCCUGAAUACUUUUUUCCUGGUUCUUCUAGAUCGUUUAAUUCCAGAGUGGCAUUACCAUCAAGAAAAAGUAUGCCAGGAAAUAAAUCCAGGUCCACCGAACCUCAAAUAAUACAUGUAAAACUGUCGCGGAGUGAAGAUGUCGAAUUACACACGGCCAAAAACGCAUGGAAACCAUCUGUAUCGAAAAAAAAUACACCAGUUUCAGAUAAAGAUGAAAAAACUCAAUUGCUUUAUAAAAAAGUUCGUAGUGUACUCAACAAAUUAACACCGGAGAAAUUUGAUAAACUUGUUGGACAAGUAAGAGAAUUAGAAAUUGACACGCAGGAAAAAUUACAAGGUGUCAUUAAUUUAGUAUUUGAUAAAGCAAUUGAUGAACCAAAUUUCGCAAAGGCCUAUGUUAUGAUGUGCAGCGAAUUAGCAUUAAUGAAAGUUGAUGUAUCAACUGAUGAAAUUAUAUCACAAGGCGCUAAAACUAAAGAAGUAGAUUUUCGCAGAUUACUUAUUAUUCGUUGUCAAACAGAAUUUGAAAAAACUGCAGUUGAUGAAGCAACUAGGGAAGAAAAAGUUGAAGAAAUUGAAAAUUGUACGGAUACUACUAAAAAAAAAGAGCUACAGUUGAGUCUUGAAGAAAAUGAUUAUCUGACAAGGCGAAGAUCUGUUGGGAUUAAUAAAUUCAUUGGUGAGUUAUUUAAGAAAAAAAUGCUCACAAAAAAUAUAAUGCAGCAAUGCAUUCUUCAGCUUUUAAGAAUUCCGGACGAAGAAAAUUUAGAAUGUCUGUGUAAAUUGUUAACAACUAUUGGCCAAAUGUAUGAGGAAGAUACAAGUCUCUCAGAAUACUUUAAGAUUUUAGAAAAUUUAAUAACUCAACAAGAAAAGAAUAAAAUUAGUUCAAGAAUAAGAUUUAUGAUCCAAGAUGUUAUUGAUUUAAGACGAAAUGGCUGGAGACCUCGUCGCAAUGACAGCAAUCCAAAAACAAUGGAUCAAAUUAAAAGAGACGUAGAAGAAGAACGUCUUAAUACAAAUAUACUAUUAAAUACACCAAAAGAUAUACGUAGGAAUGACCGAAUUACACCACCAAGUUCAUAUCGUGGAGACGAUCGUUUUACACCCCAAGAAACAAAUCGUAGAGAUUAUUCAACUGAUAGAAGACGAAACCGAUCAAACAUAAAACCUGACAGUGAGGGAUGGAGUCCAUCUAAAUAUAAAAAUAAAUCGCGUUUAUCAGUAGAAACUGCAAAAUUAAUACAAAAACCUUCAACAGAUGAUCAAUUGCUGGGUAAUAGAAAUGUAUAUAAAUGGACACCAAGUACACCAUCAUAUCAUACUCCUACUGUAACUUCUAAUCCAUACAGCUUACUAGAUACACCUAAUGUAUCUUUUGAUCACGAUAGAAGAUCUGCGUCUAUUGCUGGGUCACGUUCAGCUGGCCCGAAAGAUUACCGAACAAAUAUUAAUAGCAAUUCAUCAUGGGGAGGACGUAAUUCUCAAAACAAUCGUAAUCAAACAACUGGAAGUUCUCUGCGACGAGAAAGCUUAUCAUUAAAUAAAGUCUACUCGCCGAGCAUACAAAAUCUUCCUAUAAACACAUUCCAACCAGACUUUAAAGUACCUAACAGUAUUUCAGCUUUACCACUUUCUCGAUCAAGUAGCACUAGUAGUGUUGCAAGUAACAAAUCUCGAUCUCGCAAAACUCAAGACGAAUUGGAAAAAGUAUUCAAAAAACUUUUGAAAAGAUGUAAUGAUUUAAAUAGUACCGAAGAAUUUAUUGUUGAUGCGCAAGAAACACUGAAUGAGAAUUUCGAUAGUUCUUCAUUUCCGUUUUUUAUUCAACAAACAAUUGACGCAGGACUAGAACGCACGUCAAUAGUUCGUCGAAGAUACUCGUCUUUGCUGUCUCAUAUGAUUGAGAAAAAAAUGGUUACUCUCUCCCUGUUUCAAGCUGAAUAUGAAAAAUUCAUUGAAAUAGCAGAUGAAUUAGUAAUUGAUGUACCUCUAUGCUGGGAAUAUUUCGCAGAGAUGCUAUCAGAAAUGUUGGUGUCAGGCACUCAUCCGUUUACUGAGUUAAAACAAACAUUAUCUGUACUAAAAAAUACAGGAAAUUGUGGUAAACUAUUAGGAGCAUUAUUAUCAAUGUUAGGCAAAAGUAAAGGAUUUGAAUGGGUGAUUGAUAAAUGGGAUAAAAGUGGAUUGAUGUGGUCCGAUUUGGUUGAUACACAAUUGGAAGCAAUUGAUGACAUUAUAAAAAAGUAUAAAUUGGAUUCAUUCAAUGACAGGUAUAAUAAUUGUCCAAACCUGUCUUCGGCAAAUGAAUUAAAUUUUAAUGAGAUUCAGAGUCAUUUAGAGAAACUUAUGCGCGAAAACAAAUUUGAUGAUGCUGUCAGCUGGAUCUCUGUAAACGUUGGUGAAAAAUCCAAAUACACACAAUUCAUACGAAGUCUAGUUACAGUUGUUUUAAAAGUUUCCAUUGAACCACAUGGCCAGUAUUGUAAACUCAACGAAGAAACAUUCAGUAGAUUAUUGCCUUAUAUUAGACGUUAUGUAGAUGCAGAUCCACUGUUAGAGCUUCAUUGUUUAUACGCAAUACAACUAUAUAUUGAUGAAUUAGAAUAUCCGCAAGGCGUGCUAGCCCAUAUAAUUGAAAUAUUAGAUGCUGAAAGUAUUAUAGCUGAAGAGUCAUUUCUUAGUUGGCAAAAAAGUACAGAUCCUGCACAAAUGCAAGGGCAUGCAGUUGCUAUUACAACUCUUGCGUCAUUUUUCCGAUGUCUUUUACGUAACUCAAAUGAUGAUUCGGAAUAUUAAAAUUUUCUCGUUCGUUUCUAUACUUUAUUAUUUAUAUUUAUUUAUUUUUAUUGUGUUUGUUGUUUGUAAAUUAUAUCUUUAAAAAAUACUUGUAAUUUAUAUUUAUGGAGAUAAAAAAAUUUAACUUUGAUAACUUAUAAUAAAUACUUAGGUUCCAGUUAUAUGAUAUAUUAUAAAGUAUAUAAAACGUUAUAUGUUGUUGAAGAAUAAAUGUAUAUACUUUUCUACGAUAAUGUAUAAAUUAAGUUUCAGUAUUUCUAUUGCGAUGAAUGUUAUAGUAAUUUCAAAUUUUAUUUCUUUUUGUACUAUUAAUA